This is a messenger RNA of Guyanagaster necrorhizus, 1565 nucleotides long. RefSeq names its product PCI-domain-containing protein. Gene Ontology annotation, biological process: cytoplasmic translational initiation. Gene Ontology annotation, molecular function: translation initiation factor activity. The transcript has 7 exons. Gene Ontology annotation, cellular component: cytoplasm; eukaryotic translation initiation factor 3 complex. The coding region runs from base 290 to 1516 and encodes 408 amino acids. Lineage: Eukaryota; Fungi; Basidiomycota; Agaricomycetes; Agaricales; Physalacriaceae. The record is from RefSeq and is a predicted model, not a curated record.
AAAAUGGAACAGACCAGUGUGUCAUGACCAUGCUCUCCUUUCCACUCAGGAUGAGCUGUGCGCCAUCCUGUCCCGAUAUUUUCGCAUCCAGGGAUUGUGCGAAUGUUAACGUUACGUUGGGACGCACUGCACUAAGCGUGCGCGGUAUGCAACGGUUCAGAAUCGAUGUUAGAAACUGAGGUGGUCCUAGAUCCAUUUCAAGCAUAUCCGGGCCGGGAAGCCGCAGGUUUGAUCAAGACAUUUACCAUUAUUUUGCAAGAGCUUCGGCUAAAUUUCUCCCUCGACGUCGAUGGCGGUAACAGACUCUAUCUCAGUAUUCGCAGAGGGGACAUUCGAAGAACAGGAAUUAGUCUUCUACAUAGUCCGGAAUCAAGAUGACGAGCGCGCCGUUCUUGUUCGCCCUUUCCAAGAUGCUUUCAAAACGGAAAACGAGACGAAAUCUCUCGCAGAGGACACGGAAAGACGCCAGAAUAUCUUUGCAAUGGUUAUGGCUGAGGUGAAAGGGCUUGGAGACGGCUCGGAUAAAGAAAUCGAAGGAUUUUUUAAUCUCCUUUUUUCACAUAUACUUUCACUUUAUUCGUAUGACUCACCCAAGACGAAAGAAUAUGUUAUUCAAUUGCUUGGAACUGUGGCCUCGGCACCAGCUCAACAUACUGCCAUCAAAUACCGGAUACUGUCUGAUUUCUUCAAUGCUCUCCCGAGGACAUCACCAUUACGGUAUCUCGUCUAUAAUUCCCUAUUGGACAUCGCUCCGUCAAACGACGGUAUCGAGGCCCUGCAGCUCUCAAGAGCAGAAGUAGAAAAAUGGCUCAGUGAAUGGGACACAUCACCUGAAGAGAAAAGCACUUUCUUGAAAAGCAUUGUAGAUGCCUACGCAAAAUCGGGCCAAUCCACAACGUCUUACGAAUACUCGUUGUCAUAUGUCCGUUCGCUUCCUGCCACUUCAGAUGCUGCAAAGGCGGCAGUUAUCGACGUCAUCGCUACCGCGCUUCGUCUCCCGUUUAUAUUUGACUUUGACCCAUUAUUCAAACUGGAUGCAGUCGUAGCAGCCAAAGGCCACGAUCUUUUCUCUCUUCUCCAGGUCUUCCUCAGUGGUGGUCUAUCCGAGUUCAAGGCAUGGCAACAAAGUCAUUCCGGCGUGCUGGAGAAGUUUGACCUCGAAGUCACACAAUUGGAACGUAAAAUCCGACUCCUCACCCUCGCCUCGUUAGGGUUCCAAAAAGUGGGACAGAAUGUUCCUUACUCUAAAAUAGCGGAGACGCUACAGGUCGACGCGUCAGAAGUGGAAAAAUGGGUUAUUGACGUCAUUCGUGCAGGCUUGCUCUCUGGAAAGCUAUCGCAAACGACACAAUCUUUGCAUAUUAUGCGCUCGACAGCACGGACCUUUGAACGGGAGCAGUGGGAGGUUCUCGAAAAGAGGAUGUUGGCUUGGAAAGCCGGUCUUGCCGGCGUGCUGGAAGUCGUUGCUAGUGCUAGGAGACAAAAUGGAGUCCAUGGGAUACCCGCACCUGCCUAAUCAGCAUGACAAUUCAACUUGUGCAUCCAGACGUUACAGUAUAAAUCCG